GAUGGGAAAAAAUGGAGCCUCUCUCCACAUUUUCUUCUCUCUUUUUCGCUCCCUGCUUACUUCUAUAUCGUCUGACCUGACAUUCUCUGUCAAGAGAAUCGUCGUUUAAUUUCUUCCACAAGGGAAGCUCUUCUUGAGCUUCUUCAUCCGUAGUACAAAAAUAAGCCUUUUUUACCUUGGCUGAAAUUCUGUCUCUCUCUGCUGCCAUGGCUGUGGCAGAGUUCAAACCCUCUAACAGAAUAACCCAUCUUCACUCUUCUUCCCAGCUCUCAAUUCUAUCGAAACGUCUCAGUCUCACCAAGCCGUACCACUGUACUUUUCGGACUCCUAAUAGAACCCAAAAUGCUAGGAUAUCGUGCUCUAUUGCACCUAAUGAAGUUCAAGCGCCAGCAGUGCAAACCCAGGACCCCAAGAGUAAACCUGAUUGCUAUGGUGUUUUCUGCCUUACCUAUGAUUUGAAGGCUGAAGCAGAGACAAGAUCCUGGAAGAAAUUAAUUAACAUUGCAGUCUCAGGUGCUGCUGGAAUGAUUGCUAAUCAUCUUCUUUUCAAGCUUGCAUCUGGUGAGGUAUUUGGUCCUGACCAACCUGUUGCUCUGAAAUUAUUGGGAUCUGAAAGAUCAUUCCAAGCUCUUGAAGGAGUUGCGAUGGAAUUGGAGGACUCUUUGUUUCCUUUAUUGAGGGAGGUAAGCAUUGGGAUUGAUCCGUAUGAGGUGUUUCAAGAAGCAGAUUGGGCUCUGUUAAUUGGUGCAAAGCCUCGAGGUCCUGGAAUGGAGCGAGCAGACUUAUUAGACAUAAAUGGACAGAUCUUUGCUGAACAGGGAAAGGCACUGAAUGCUGUGGCCUCACGCAAUGUCAAAGUUAUAGUUGUGGGCAACCCUUGCAACACAAAUGCAUUGAUAUGCUUAAAAAAUGCUCCAAAUAUUCCUGCUAAGAAUUUUCAUGCUCUCACCCGCUUAGAUGAGAAUAGAGCUAAAUGUCAGCUUGCUCUCAAAGCUGGUGUCUUCUAUGAUAAAGUUUCAAAUAUGACCAUAUGGGGCAACCACUCAACUACUCAGGUCCCUGACUUCUUAAAUGCCAGAAUUGAUGCUUUGCCUGUUAAAGAAGUGAUUAUGGACCAUAAAUGGUUAGAGAAUGAGUUCACUGAAAUGGUUCAAAAGAGAGGUGGCGUGCUUAUUCAAAAGUGGGGAAGAUCAUCAGCUGCAUCAACUGCCGUGUCAAUUGUUGAUGCCAUACGGUCUUUAAUGACUCCUACUCCGGAGGGUGAUUGGUUUUCAUCUGGCGUGUAUACCAAUGGAAAUCCCUAUGGUGUAGCCGAAGAUAUUGUUUUCAGUAUGCCAUGCCGAUCAAAAGGAAAUGGUGAUUAUGAGCUUGUCAAGGAUGUCAUAUUUGAUGACUAUCUUCGGCAACGAAUAGCCAAGACGGAAGCUGAGUUGCUGGCUGAAAAGAGAUGUGUGGCUCACCUAACGGGCGAGGGAAUUGCUGUGUGCGAUCUACCUGGCGGUGAUACCAUGCUCCCGGGCGAAAUGUAACGGAUUAGUAAUUAGGACUUGUAAAGUCAUAACAGACAUUGAGAACAGGUUCCCACAAAGUGAUGCAGAAUAAGCGUGGAGUAUCUAUAUGGAAAGUAUAGGUUUAUCAAUAAUGGGUAUGACUUAACUCAUUUUGACGACAUUAUGGAAACUUUGUGCUUUAUUUGAAAUCUAUCCCAAAUGCCUCGGAGGUGGAGGAGGUUGGAGCUCUUGGUAACAAUGAUUGCUUAUUCAUGUUUCUCAACUCUAAUCUUGUUUCACAUUCAAUUCUAGUCUUUUGUUUAUAGCU
Messenger RNA from Prosopis cineraria, 1818 nucleotides. RefSeq names its product malate dehydrogenase [NADP], chloroplastic. Gene Ontology annotation, molecular function: L-malate dehydrogenase (NADP+) activity; L-malate dehydrogenase (NAD+) activity. NCBI's taxonomy places the organism in Eukaryota, Viridiplantae, Streptophyta, Magnoliopsida, Fabales, Fabaceae. The record is from RefSeq and is a predicted model, not a curated record. The transcript is spliced from 14 exons. Gene Ontology annotation, biological process: oxaloacetate metabolic process; tricarboxylic acid cycle; malate metabolic process. Bases 207 to 1529 code for a protein of 440 amino acids.